Messenger RNA from Hemisphaericaspora subhashii, 1431 nucleotides. RefSeq names its product mRNA splicing protein (gene PRP42). Gene Ontology annotation, biological process: mRNA 5'-splice site recognition; RNA processing. Gene Ontology annotation, cellular component: commitment complex; U2-type prespliceosome; U1 snRNP. The transcript has a single exon. The record is from RefSeq and is a predicted model, not a curated record. NCBI's taxonomy places the organism in Eukaryota, Fungi, Ascomycota, Pichiomycetes, Serinales, Debaryomycetaceae. The coding region runs from base 1 to 1431 and encodes 476 amino acids. Gene Ontology annotation, molecular function: protein binding.
AUGGAAAUAAUAAACAAGGAAUGGUCAACGGUAUCAACGGAAUUAAUACAAGAUCCAAAUAACUUAAAUCUUUGGCAACGAUUAGUUGAAACUGCUGAAUUCAAUGAGAAGAGAGGCAUCACCAAAGUGACUCCACCACCAGAAUUGGAAUUAUUACGAUCAUCUUAUAGACAAUUGCUCAAGAAAUUUCCUUUAUUGUUCAAUUAUUGGAUAAGAUAUGCUGAUUGGGAGUUUAAAUUGGGCAAUACUUCACGUGCUAAUGAAAUCUAUCUUGAAGGUUUACAACAUUUGAAUUAUUGUAUUGAAUUAUGGAUUUCUUAUUUACAAUUUAAAAUGAAUACUUUAACUAAUAAUUUAAAUGAAAUAUUAAACUUAUUUGAACAGGCUAGGAAGUUAAUUGGAUAUCAUUUCCAUUCUUAUGAAUUUUAUAAAUUAUAUUUGUCAUUUUUAGAAAAUUUCCAAACUGAUUCGAAUCAAUUCUUGAAGAAAUAUUAUGUGUUAUUGAGAAUUAUAAUUGAGAUUCCAAUCUAUCAUUAUGAAUACUUUUAUAAAAAAUUCUUUGAUGCUAUUGCUCAAAUUGGUCAAGAGGAAGAUAACAAGCUUAUCUCAUUAAUUGCCCCAGCGAAAUUUACGUAUAAGGAUAAUAAGUCAUUAUCAAUAGAAUUAAAGAAUUCAUUCAUGGGUGCAUAUAUAACUACUCAAUUCAAGGUGUAUGAAUUGUUUAAUUUCGAAAAGAAACUUUCAAGACAAUAUUUUGACGUGAAAAUUAUAUCUAAGCAACAAUUCGAUACUUGGUAUCAAUAUUUGGAAUUUUUAGAAUUAAAACAAUAUCCAUUUUCAUUCAUUGAAUUGACAUUACAUAGGUUCCUAUAUUCCACCGCACAAUAUCCUGAUUCUUGGAUUAAAUUAGCUGAUUUUUACAUAUUUCAUGGAAAAUAUAACCUGGCAAAACAAGCAUUAUCUCGAGGGUUGAUUUACAACGGGGAUUAUAGGCCCUUAAUCAAAUUGAUCGAUCUUGAAAUAUUUUUAAAACAGUAUUUACGAGCAAGAGAUUUACUUGUAAAUUAUAUUAAAUUCAACAUAUCAAUUCCAAUACCGAUAUAUGAAAAAUUACUUAGUAUUGAAAGUAUGUUGAAUAAAGAUGAUGAUGAGUACAUCAUAAAUUUAUUUAAACAAAUCAUUCAAGAAACUCAAAAUGAUUGGUUUUUUAAUGUCCUAUUAAAUUACCCAAUUGAUCAUGAAAAGAAAGUGUCCCUAUUUAAAGAAUUUGAACCCGAGUUUUUUAAAGGAAGAAAUGGAGGGCUUUAUCAAAAUGCAUAUAAUAAACUUACCAAAAAUCAAGAUACAAUUGCAAACAACAACAACAAUACUAAAAAUGAAACCGUAAAGUCUUUUGACGAGGAUUAUGAACUUAGCCUAAAUACAAAUUAA